This is a messenger RNA of Oncorhynchus mykiss (rainbow trout), 2919 nucleotides long. RefSeq lists its product as uncharacterized. Gene Ontology annotation, molecular function: DNA-binding transcription factor activity, RNA polymerase II-specific; RNA polymerase II transcription regulatory region sequence-specific DNA binding. Gene Ontology annotation, cellular component: nucleus. Gene Ontology annotation, biological process: embryo development; regulation of transcription by RNA polymerase II. The record is from RefSeq and is a predicted model, not a curated record. Lineage: Eukaryota; Metazoa; Chordata; Actinopteri; Salmoniformes; Salmonidae.
GGAGGAGGAGGAGGAGAGAGGAGUCAGAGAGGAGGAGAGAGCUGUCAAAGAGGAGGAGGAGGAGGAGGAGAGAGCAGUCAAAGAGGAGGAGGAGGAUAGCAGAGAAUUGUCUGAUCCAGAUCUGGAGGAAGAAGUAGAUAGUAUCACUGACCCAGGAGAGAUCUCCAACCCAGGUUCAGACAGUGAGCCCAGUUCCACAGCAUCAGGAAACCAUAAACACAGACAGAGGAACUCAAGACAGAAGCAUCACCACUGCAUGGACUGCUUCACUAGUUUCUAUGAUCCAGAGGAGUUGAGAAGGCACACUUGUAGGCCCCACCCCUGCUCAGAUUGCAGAGGCAGUUUUAUUUGUCCAAUUCACCUCCUACCACGCAAAAAGACCCUCAAAAGAAAGAAAACGUACCCGUGUGGUCAAUGUGGGAAGAGAUUUCAGACACCAAGCAGCUUGAAGACGCACCAGCUUACUCACACAGGAAAGAAGUCGUACCACUGCUCCCAGUGUAGGAAGACUUUCAGUUGUUCGUUCAAUUUGAAGAGGCAUCAGAGAAUACAUACAGGAGAGAAGCCUUUCCACUGCUUCCAAUGUGGGAAGAGCUUCCGUAUGGAAGGACAGCUAAAUGAACACAAGAGAAUACACACAGGAGAAAAGCCGUACCACUGCUUUCAGUGUGGGAAGAGCUUUGGUCGGGCAGGAGCUCUAAAGGCACACCAGCUAAUUCACACAGGAGAGAAGCCAUACCACUGCUCUCAGUGUGGGAAGAGCUUCAGUCAAGCAGGACACCUGAAGACACACCAUCGAAUUCACUCGGGAGAGAAGCCAUACCACUGCUCUGUUUGUGAGAUGAGUUUUCCUCUUUUACAGACCUUAAAUAGACACCAGCUUACUCACACAAGAACGAUGCCUUAUCACUGCUCCCAGUGUGGGAAGAGCUUCAGUCAAACAGGAAGCCUGAGGGCACACCAGUUAACUCACACAGUAGAGAAGCCUUACCACUGCCUUCAAUGUGGAAAGAGUUUCAGUCAUUCAUCAAAUGUGACGGCCCACCAGUUAACUCACACAGGAGAGAAGAAUUACCACUGCACUCAGUGUGGGAAGAGCUUCAGUCUGGCAAGAUAUCUGAAGAAACAUAGUCAAACGCACACGGGAGAGAAGCCUUACCACUGCCCUCAGUGUGGGAAGAGUUUCCGUCAGUCAUCACAUCUGAGGGCACACAAGUUAACUCACACAGGAGAGAAGCCCUGUACCGCUUCUCUCAGUGUGGGAAGAUCUUCAGGCAGACAGCAGACUUAAAGAGACACCAGCUAAACGUGGACACGUUUUUAUCCCGAUCUACAGGCUCCAGAUCAGAUCCCGGCCCAUUGACUGUUCCUAGGCCGUCAUUGAAAAUAAGAAUUUGUUCUUAACUGACGUGCCUAGUUAAAUAAAGGUAAAAUUAAAAAUAUAUAUAUAUAUAUCGGAGUAAAACCUAGCGCGGCAGCCCGUAAAGUGUUAAUACCUACCUGAUUCCCGGUUGAUGGCUCUCGCUUUCUCCGCUCUACAGGCUCUUACGACCAACCGUCACAAUAAUUUAACAUGUUGAAUAUAUUGGGCCUCAAAUCAGCCAUUAUUGCUGAGUGCGAGCAGUGCUCAGAGCACUUAUGAGGCACGUCCCACCGUCAGCCAAUCAGCUCCUCAGAACUAUAAAGGGUCUCUACUACACAAGUUCAUAACAAUGGCACCAAAAAAAAGGAAACAAGGCAGGAUGUACUCUUGUUCCUAUGGUGACUCGGUAGCUAGCUCAAGCUGGCUAAUGUUACCCACAUCUCAUGCUCUUCAAGGACUUUGUGACUGUGUUAUCUAGUGGGAAGCCGUUAUGUUGUGUUCUAACUGGUCUCCAGUAGUUGAGCUCUAGCAUGCCGAACAUAACUGUGCUUUGGCUAGGCUAAUAGCUAACGUUGGCUAGGCUAAUAGCUAACGUUGGCUAGGCUAAUAAUUGCAUAUAGCAAACAUUUUCGCAUAAUUGGUUAGAUGGAAGGGCUGGAUAUUGAUGCACGGACCGGUUUGGGUUUUUACUUUACAUUCUAUGUCGGCCGUCAAUGUAAUUUAAGAAUUUGUUUUUAUUGGACUUGCCAAGUUAAAGAUUUUUAUUUUUUUAUAAAUAUAACGGUAUUUUAAUGUUUGGUUUGUUAAAUGUGAUAUGCCGUGUCCAUUUUGAUCGUUUACUCUGCUACUUGAGUCAUCUCUCUCUAUGCCGCGUUCCACACAGACCUAGCCCCGCCCCUUUCAUUCAAGGUGACACGUGUUGUUUCUGGUCCACCAGACACGUGCGUUCAGUCUGCAUGGUCAAUGCAGCACACGCAACAAUAUCAAUACACUUCUAGAAUGUACCCUUCCUUUUGUUUCUGACAUUUCUGACAUUUUCAUUUGUUGUCAUGCCAACCAACACUGUAUUCAAAAUUCCCACUUAUUUAUAUUCUAUUUCCAUGAUUUCAACGGUUCCCCCAAGUGUUUUGAUCUAAAUUAGAAGUCAAAUCGCAAUUACAUUUGGUAAAAAUAAAUCCUUGAUUUUUUUGGGGGGCCAAUAUCGUGCAGCCCUGCGUGGCAGUGUGAAAAUUAUCACAAAUGAGUGCAGGAAAUGAAGACAUUGAUGGAAAUGUAGGAAAUUGCAUUUGGUUAAAGUUGAUUUGUACAAUAUAAAACAAUUAGAAUGGAGAAAGAAUUUUGUAUUAUUCAAAAACCUAAAAUCCCGUCAAAUACCGUCCUACGUGAUAUUAUAUAUUUGGGCCAUAUCGCCCAGCCCUAUUAGAUGGUGUUAUGUAUUAGCGACACUUUGGUUUACUUUAAUGUAGCUGUAAGCUGGGUGUUGAUAGCAACUGGCUGACUCAUUCAGUGCUAACGUUACGUUACGCAGGCUGGUAGGGCUAAUGAUAGCAGGCUGG